This is a messenger RNA of Octopus bimaculoides (California two-spot octopus), 6872 nucleotides long. Its product is annotated as U11/U12 small nuclear ribonucleoprotein 35 kDa protein. NCBI's taxonomy places the organism in Eukaryota, Metazoa, Mollusca, Cephalopoda, Octopoda, Octopodidae. Gene Ontology annotation, biological process: mRNA splicing, via spliceosome. The record is from RefSeq and is a predicted model, not a curated record. Gene Ontology annotation, molecular function: mRNA binding; snRNA binding. Gene Ontology annotation, cellular component: precatalytic spliceosome.
AUGACCUUUCAAUCGCAAAUUUCACAGAAUAAUGGUAUCAUGUUACAUAGAAUCGAGCUUUCGAGGGAGCUUUCUCUGAUCGCAUUACUGGUAAAAAAAAAUAGCAACCAAAUUUCCCCCAAAUCACACCCUACGAUUUCUAAUAAACAGGAGCAUACUGGAUACUAUAUAGCUGAGGUAUAUAAGAAAGGGAUGAUCACUGCUAGAAUGCAUUUCAUCAUAGAUCUAUUCAAUUGGGUUUGAUCUAAGACAUUCCAGCCCUGACAUCCAGACAUUAAUUCAGAUAUAGUACAUCUAGGACUACAUCAUCUACGUGUUCACCUUUUUUGUAAGAACAGAGGGCGUGAUUAGGUGAUAUUUAGAAGUUAUUUAAAGCAGAAGUUUAUUCGUUGGUUCGCAAACAACAUGUUUAGAAUGGAGUAAGCGAGCGUCUUCGGAUAAAUGUAACCUGCUUUCAAAUAGAUUUUACGUAGCGGUUUCGAUUUCCGGUCACACCUACUUCUUUUCAUUGUCAUUUCUGGAGGAAAUGUUGACCCUCAAGUAAUACCAUGACGUCUAAAGAGAAAACAACCCAUUAAUAAACACUGCUGAGGAUUAGUAAAUGUUUGAUAUGUGGCUCCGUUUGCUUCAACUACAAAGACAUUCACACAUUUCUAUUUGUGUCAAUUGGAUUGAAAAAUCUAGCAACAAAGAAAAAUACAAAACCAGUUGAAAAAUGGCAGAGGAUCUUUGGUCCCCUAUAGCUCACGUGUAUGACCCCCUUAUGGCAGGGAGUAUCGAUGGAACAGACGAUGUUGCCCAUGACCAUGGCAUAGUGCGAGCUCUCAGUUGUAAAUAUAAACCUAACAAACAGGUUGCUGGAGAUCCUAGCAGGACAAUUUUUGCUUCCAGACUGAACCCGAAAACUGAUGAGAACAGCCUCCGUAGAUGUUUCAGCGAAUACGGCCAAAUUAAGCAGUUACGUCUUAUCCGAGAUAUUGUUACAGGAUUUACACGAGGUUAUGGUUUUAUAGAGUAUGAAGAGGAGUAUUCCGCACGAAAGGCCUUCGUUCAAGCGAAUAAAUCUCUGCUGGAUGGCUCUGAAAUAUUCGUUGACUUUGAACGGGAACGAAUUUUGAAAAACUGGGUUCCUCGUAGACUUGGGGGAGGCUUUGGUGGAAAUAAAGAAUCAGGGCAAUUGCGUUUUGGCGGUAGGGACCGGCCGUUUAAGAAGCCAAUUAUUGUCAAUUCAGAUAGUAACAGUGGAUAUAAAAAAUGGGACUACAAAGACAGCUCCCACCAAAAGAAUAGGGAUUUUCAACACAAAGAUGGCAGGUUUGGCUCUGAAAGGGGAGGGAAUUAUUCUCGGAGUGAUAGCAGAGAAUUUAGAGAUAGAGGAGACAGAGGUGGGAAUUCUGAGAGGAACUACAGAAGUAGAGAAAGAGGGAGAGAGAGUUUAGAAUCUAAAUACAGAGACAGGGGUUAUAGAAAUGAGGAGAGAAGAAAUAGAUGAAAAUAAAUUAUUUAAUUUAUUAUUUUCAAGACAAUGGAGUAGAAGAAAUGAGAGAGUACCAGAUUAAACACCUGGCAGUAUUUAAUUUCAUCCCUCUAUGUUCUGAGUUCAAAUCACACUGAAAUCAAUAUUGACUGACCAAUAAAAUAAAUAUUAGGUACGUACCAACUAGAGAACCUCCUGUGGUUGCUCUGUCCGAUUAAAGUAACACCCAAAUCUUAAAAAAGGAUACAUUGGGCAUUGGUACAGGUAUAGCUUUGUGGUUAAGCAGUUCACUUCACAACCAUGUGGUUUCAGGUUCAGUCCCACUAAACAGUACCUCAAGCAAGUGUCUGCUACUAUAGCCCCAGGCUGACAUAUGCCUUGUGAGUGAAUUUGGUUGAUGGAAACUUUGUAAAAGCCUGUCAUAUAUUUACAUACACAUAUAUAUUUGUGCAUGUGCAUAUCUGUGUUUGUCCCUUCACUUAUGGACAACUGAUAUUGGUUUGUUUAUACCCACAUAACUUUGCAAUUCGUCUUAAGAGGCUGAUAUACUAUGCACCCGAUUUAAAAAAAUAAGUCCUGGGGGUCAGUUUGAUUGGCUAAACCAAUCAAGGUGGUAUCCCAGCAUGGCCACAGUCCAAUGACUGAAAGAAGUAAAAGAAUAAUGUAAUCCCAUUUAUACAACACGACUGGAUAAUGACAGCUGAGACUCCUUUGACUAAAGUUCUGUUUAGUCAGCACUGAUUAACGGUCGAAUGACAUUAUUAUUAUUAUUAUUAUUAUCAUCAUUAAACAUGUCCUGGAAUUGAUUCAGUUGCCUUUGCUCUUUCCCUAAAAAUCAUACAUUUUUUUCUUUAAUACUCUGGGAUAAAAUAUAGUUUCAACUUUUGACUGCUUGUGACAGAGAAUGGGCUAAAUGUCUUCCAGAAUUAUAUCUCAGUGGCUCUUCCACAUCUCUGUGUUCAAAUCCCAGAUGAUGUAUUCCACUCUGGAUACCCCAAUGGCAGAUCAGGUGGAUGAAGUUACAUAACUCGGCAGAUGAAGGCUGCAACAGAUUUGACCACUUCAAUUGUACUGGUUUCCUUGCCAUUUGGGUCCAGUUGGCAGAUUUGUGAAGGUCUGCAUGAAUCCUGGAGUGUGGCAGCAAGUACACAUUAAACAACAUCACACACAGGCAUCUUUGUUUCAAGAAAGAAACACUGAAAACUAGGAGUGCAGAGAUCCAUCAUCAAAGAGGAACUAACAACUUUUGAGACCAGUCGGAUUGCUGAACAAGAGGAGGCACAGAAAAGAUAGAAAGGAACAGCCUAGAAGAGAUCCUUCAUCUGGAACCACCUGUCUCAUUUGGAAAAAUUUUUAGACAUUUUAUUGUUGUCUUCCACCAUUCUUGAUCUUGAGGGGUAGACACAAUGAUGACAAUAAAAAGUUUUUAAAAAAUUUCCCCAGGUCCUAUAUGUGAAAUUGGGUCUCCCAAAAGUUUUAAAGCACUGAAAACUUAUUUUCCCUGAGUACGCAUUGCUGAAUUUGGAGUGUAUCUUAUGUCACUGUGCGUCUUUUAUGCUAUCAAAUGUAAUAUUUAUGUGAUCAAAAUUUGGGGGGAGGGGUCCAGUCGAAUAGAUCAAACCCAGUACGCAACUGGUACUUAAUUUAUUGACCCCAAAAGGAUGAAAGGCAAAGUCAACCUCAGCGGAAUUUAAACUCAGAAUAUAAAGACUUAUGAAAUACCGCUCAGCAUUUCGCUCGGCAUGCUAACAUUUCUGCCAGCUCAUCGCCUCAGUAUUUAUGUGAUAUACGAGAGUGUUGCCCAUUGUAUAACAAGCAACUUUGGGAGUAUAUUUUUGUCACAAUGGCUAAUAUCAGGAAAUACGGCAUACAUAUAGUAAUUAUAGUUUAAUUUUUAUUAAAUUUCAUAGUGCGUAUACAAAAUGCUGAAUACUAAUUUUCAAAAGAAAAAUAUUAUCUUAAAAUUAAAAUAAAUGAGACAAAUUUCUCAUUUGUAUAUUUGCAAUAAAUAUAUGUUAUUAUUUUUCUAAAUUUUAUCAACAUAAUUGCAUUCAACUCCAUCUUUGCAAAAUUUUAUUUAAGAAAAGGGAAGAAAAAAGUGGGGUUUUUUUUUCAGAAAAAUAUGUGGUGGGGUACCAAAGAGGAGUUAUGCUCCCUCACUCUCAUCGGGCCUAGUAGGUGCACCUAUCUUCCAUGUCUAAUGUUAAAGCUCUCUUUAUCUCUCUUUACACUCCCCACCUCUUCAUAUUACACACACACACACACGUACAUAUGCACACAUUUUUUCCAAGCGAAAUCUUUAUGCCAUUACUGCUCUGAGUUUUCUGUUGCUAUCAUGUCCUCAUAAACCAUCUUCAGGAAUAUGAUAGCAACAAGAAACUCUUGAGUUGCAAUGAAGUGAAGUGUCAGAUUUAAAUAAAUUGAUAAAGGCGUCUACCACUAAUAUCAAGUACUUGUUUUUCUUGCUUGUCUAUCCAAAGAUACAUUCACUCACACACGCACGCACACACACACACACACACACACACAAACAAACAAUAUAUAUAUAUACACACAUAUAUGUAUAUAUGAGAGUCAAGACUAUUAAAAAGGUUGCAAGACGCAACGAAAAUUUUAGGAAAAUAAAAAUAAGAAAUAAGUGGAAAUUUUAAGGCACAAUAAGAAAAUGACUCUCCCCAGACACAACAAUAUAUAUAUGUAUAUAUAUUUAUAUAAAAAGGAGAUUGUAAGAAUUUCGGAUAAGUAUUUAUUUAGCAGUUUCAUCUCAUUUCAGAGAACCAUCAAGAAUAUACGUGUAUGUAUGUAUGUAUGUAUGUGUGUUUAUACAUACAUCAUCAUCAUAUAUAUAUAUAUAUAUAUAUAUUCACAAUUUCAUUCAGCAAUUGUCAGUCACACAAAAUGGUUAUCCAGAAGACUGGCCAUUUUAAUCCUAGUAAGCUAUUUAGAACAUUGCUCACUGUUGGGUUUCCCAAUCUCGAGUGUAAUGUGUUGUGUGUGUGUGUGUAAAUUAAUUUUGUUAUCUCCUUAAAUUAUUAGCAAGUAAAUAAAAAAAACCUCAAAAAACAAGACCUGUAAAAGUAUAUAAAAAUGUAACUAAAUUGUUAAUAACAUCAUUGAAAGUCUUUGUUGUUGUUGUUGAUUUUGCAUAUCUUUAUCUUGUUUUAGAAAAUAAGGGGAUCUGUAGGGAUUACUAAACACGAUUAUUUUAUAGAAUUCAUUGUUGUUAGGGGAUUAACUGAGCUGAAGGGCUGAAGAUAAAUAAUUUGAGCACCUUAAAAUAAAAUCUCUGCUCUGGGCUAAAAUAAACACAAGUCUUUAUUUAUGUUUGGUUUUAUUUAUUUUCUUUUAUUUUUUAUAUUUACUUGUCCUUAUGAUAUUUAUAUCGUAAAUAUUUCAUUUAUUUAUUUUCCUUAAUAAUGUAUCAAACAUGCAUCUGAUCUGAUUGCCACCUAUUCCAGUGCUGGAUUAACAAUUAAGCAAGAUAAGCACAUGUUUAGGCCAUCAAGGGAAGCGAGGCACUAAAGAAAUGGUAAAUGGCUUAUGGCACUAAAGAAAUCACUUUAAACUAUCCCAAAUAAUAUUCAGGAUGUUUUAUCUCUACUAAGUAUAGAAACAGAUGUGUUAUGUAAGAUUAAUUCUGAGGAUUUGAUCAAAAACUUUGUGAUUAAAAAAAAAACAGUAGAAGAAAACUUUUAGAAUUUAAUUAAAGUGGAAGUAUACAAAAAUAAGCAUUAUUUUCUAUCUUACAACUAAUUUUGUUUUAUUUUGAAUUAUAAUUGUAUGGGGCCACUAAAAUCUUUUAAUUGCUUAGGGUCUAUGGAUCUUAAUCCAGCCCUGAUCUAUUCAUGUAUCUUUCUUCAUCUUCUCUUAGACAAUGGAUGUCUCCUACCGUCAGCACAUGGCAAUCAGUUACUCAGUCAAACCAGAACAAUCUUUUAUCUUUCUUUUACUUCUUUCAAUCAUAUCAGCUGAAAUGUGUUAACAACAGUGUCUUCUUAGGUCUCCAUCUUGUGUGAGUUCUGUCCACAUUUAGUGAUCUGCACUUUGUGUGGCUGUUCUUAUUCAUGCACAUUGCAUGUCCAUACCAGCGCAGUCUUCUUUCCUGCAUACUACAUCUGAUUCAGUUCUAUAUUUAAGAGAUGAGGAAUUAUUUACAUUUGAUGGAUAUUUGUCCUCAUCUUGUUUGUUGUUAACACAAUGUUUCAGCUCAUAUACCCUCCAGCCUUCAUCAGGUGUCUUGGGGAAAUUUCGAACCUGGGUUCUCAUUCCUAAGGUAUUUUUUUAUAAACCCUAAAAUUCACUCCAUAAUUGCCCACGGGCAUAUGGUGUAGUGGUUAAGAGCAUGGGCUACUAACCCCAAGAUUCCGAGUUCGAUUCCAGGCAGUGAUCUGAAUAAUAAUAAUAAUAAUAACAUCAUCGAAAAAUACCUUAGGACCCAGGUUCGAAAUUUUCCCAAGACACCUGAUGAAGGCUGGAGGGUGUAUCAGCGGAAACGUGUUAACAACAAAUAUCUGUCAAAUGUAAAUAAUGUAAAUAAUGUACAUCUGAUUCCUCUUAUGUUCAGUUUUUAGUACACUUGUACUAUGUCUUCUUUACACAGUUACAUUGCAUGUGCAACAGUGCAUGCUCACUUCUCAACUCCUCUGCAUUCAAGAUCCAUGCUUCACUAUCAUGCAGCAUUGCAGUUCUGACAAAAGCAUCAUACAAUCUGCCCUUCAUUCUAAGGUCAAAGAAUCAAAGAACGGGGAAAGAGAGGUCAUUGAAAACUUCAAGUCACUACGACUUCACUAGAUCCUGAUGGAGAUACACUGGAAGAGGAGAAUUAAGCAAACAGAAAGCACUCUUUCCAAUUGGAUUUGAUAACUAACGAAUGAUUGCUUACAUGGUUUGCAAGUUAAUGAGAUCUAGAAAUGAAGGAACUUAAGUAGGGAAGGCAUCAGGUGGGUAAUGCUGUUUAGAAAUGUAAACUAAAUCUAUAAAGCUUCAUUCAUUCCGAAAUUUGUGUCGUUCACAAUCUGAAUGAAAAAAAACAAAAAAACCCCCAGCAAAGAUAGUACUUUGCUAUAUACUAAAAAAAAAAAGAUAUCCAUGAUUUAAACUUAAGAACCAACAACAUGAGAACCAUAUCCUUUUAAGAAUCACACAUAAUGCAAACAAGGAAUUAUUUUAAGGAGGGAGGGAGGGGGGAGUGAAUAAAAAAAAAAAUUCUCUGAAAUGGUAAAAUUUUAAUACUUUUAAAUCUAUUUCUCAUAUCUCUUAGAUAAUAAUAUAAGCUGAUGUAUAGCAUUACAUUUAACAAACUAGAAAAACAAAUAUGAAAAAAAAAAAGGCUUUCAAUUUUAGGAUGAUGUAAGGAUGAUUUUGAAAGACAGUUCUAACUAAAAAAAGAGAAAAA